Messenger RNA from Camellia sinensis, 1187 nucleotides. Lineage: Eukaryota; Viridiplantae; Streptophyta; Magnoliopsida; Ericales; Theaceae. The record is from RefSeq and is a predicted model, not a curated record.
CUAUUUCUAUUUGGGAUGUCUCAAACUUAUGUCCUUUUGAGAAGUCAAGAUACUCCAAUUUCAUAUGCGGAACAAAGGUCUAGACUGUAUGAUAAGAUGUCAAGGGAUUUGGAUGAGAAUGGGGCAGCUUUUCUUAACCGUGGAGAAACUUCUCAGUCAUUGUCACUUUCAGAUCUCUUCACUCUAAAGGAUGGAUCUGUAACACCUAUCCUCAAGGCUGCCAUCCCUCCUGUGCGAGCUACUGUUUUAUAUCUCAGUCCAGAGUACUCAGUUCCUAUCUCGGAGGCUGUAAGGAGUAUAUUUCUUCCCCACUUUGAGAAAAUGAUCUGGUUUCAGAACUCAACUCUGUACCAUUUUAGCAUGUUCCAUGCCUCGCACAACAUUACACCUGUUCCUGCCACAGAAGAGGAGAUCAAAGCUGAAGUGAAUGCUGUCAAAGCGGUUGCAGAGGAUCUUUGCCCGUUAACAAUUGUCUUAGAUAGGGUGGUUUUGACUUCAACCGGUGUGCUUGUGGGGUGCUGGCAGGUUCUCUCUGGAACAGAUCCUGUAAUCAUUCGUGCUAAAUUGAGAGCUGCUCUUCCUCGUGCCCCUGAAAAACAGCUUUAUGAUGCUGCUAUUCUUCAUACCUCAUUUGCAAGGCUUCUCGGUCAUCCUAAUGCUUCAUCUUCGGAGGCAGAUAAAACUUCAGAAAUUCAAAUUUUUCAUGACCUAGUCACGCAACUAAACAACCAAAUCCAAGGGUUUGAGGCAACAGUCACUGAGCUAUGGUAUGUAGAGGAAUUUGAUGUUUUGGCACUUGCAUUGGAUGGAAAAAUAAAGGUUCGCAAGUUCCAACUUGGCUGCUCGAAAACCUGAGGAAUCCAAAUCUUUACACAAAAACAUAAAUAUACCAGAACUUGCUUCUCCACCAAGAUGAGCUUUUCAAAUAAUUUUCUGGUGUCCCGGUGUGUGUGAUCAGAUAAGUCGAAACUCCAGCAUGUAACCUAUUUAUUUUUUUCACGUGUAUUAUUCAUGUUGUACCAUAUAAAAGGAGUACUAUCAUAGAAUUCCAGGAGUGUUCAUGAAAUUGUCUAGUUAUACAUAUCCGCGUUAUUAUCAUUUGUAUGUAAUUUGAUGAUGUUACAUUAUAAUAGGUUGAUACUUCAUAAGUUAUAUAUGUUAAUUAUGAGAAAUUCAUUCCUCUUCAA